Messenger RNA from Acanthocheilonema viteae, 1203 nucleotides. NCBI's taxonomy places the organism in Eukaryota, Metazoa, Nematoda, Chromadorea, Rhabditida, Onchocercidae. The record is from the annotation of a GenBank genome assembly.
AUGAGAAGUCUAAUACCAACCGGUACUUUGACAGCUCUGAUCACUGCAUUUCAUAUACGUGGGAAACCUUGCGGUCGUAUUCAGUGGCGAAGAAAAAUGACAAUAGAAGACCUGACAGUAUCCUCAAAAGUACUAGCUAUUGGUAUUAAGGAUUUCUUAUUACCAAAUUUUGGCAUAUAUGCGCAAGCCUACAGCGCAGAAAACUCUGAUGCUCCUUUUGCAUCAGUAAUGCGAAUCUUUCCUUAUCAGAAAACGCUUUCAGUGGAUGGUCCGUUAAUGGUGACUUCUAACGCUGGUAAUGAUCAUAAAUCAGCUGUUGGUGUAGAUUACACCACAUUUGAUAGUUUCAAAGAUUUGCAUGAUUUUCUAGCAUCUAAUGAGAAUUUUAAAGACUACCAGACAAUUAUCAUUUCUUCUCCGAAUACUUUCAAAAAAGAACUGGUUCGUCGUAAGCGUGUUUCCUCGAAUGUUAGUUUUGAUGACGAACCUUCAUCUGAUGAAGUUCCUAAAGCAAGUAGUCGAAAGCGGUUAUCUGCCGCGAAUCGUCAUGAUAUGCCUGUUGUGCUGCCUGCUCCUAAUCCAUCACAAAAAACAACAUGUCUGCUGUACAUGGAAGCUUUUGACAUUAUUAUUCCGAACUCUCGUUUCAUAACUGUUGGUAGUGAGGGCAAAAACAAGUAUUUAUCUGAGCCGGACUACUUUAAGUGUAAUGUGAGCAGUAAUCAAGGUGGUGCAAGGUUAGAUUUCGCACGAAGUCGAAAUGGCUAUUGGUAUUUAGAUAGUACGAGCUUAAAGAAUAGUUUCAAAAUUACAGCUAUGGGCGAUGAACAUGACCUAACUAUAAGUAGUGGUACUGCUACCAAUCCAGUAGAUGUUGGAGCCGUCUUUAAUCAGAAUUUUGCUUGUUCUCAAACGGAUGCAGCAAUUUUCAACGCAUCGAGUGGUAGUUAUCUAACACGUGUUGGAAUUGCAUUACGGAAUUUUGAGGUGAGUUUGGGACUUAAAGGUGACAAGACACAGUUUGGAUACCAUACAUUGGAUUGUGUUGGAACGUUUAGUGCUGGCAGUUGGAUGGGCAUUAUCAUUUCUGUUGUCUUUAUAAGCAUUCUGUUGUUCGGUUAUUUGAUGGUGCAGUCAAUACAUACGAUGGAUCGGUUUGACGAUUUGAAACAAAAACAAAUCGUAAUUAAUUUCAAAGAAUGA